AUGAGCAGUCCUCAGCCUUUGGAGGAGGAGACAUACGACAUGUCGGGUGCCCGUCUGGCCCUGACACUGUGUGUCACCAAAGCCCGGGAAGGUUCCGAGGCAGAUCUGGAUGCCCUGGAACGCAUGUUCCAGCAGCUGGGGUUUGAGAGCACCAUGAAGAGAGACCCUACCGCCCAGCAAUUCCAGGAAGAGUUGGAAAAAUUCCAACAAGCCAUCGACGCCCGAGAAGACUUUGUCAGCUGUGCCUUCGUGGUUCUCAUGGCACACGGAUUAGAAGGGCGCCUCAAAGGGAAGGAUGAGAGGAUGGUGGAGCUGGAGGACCUCUUCCAGGCUCUGAACAACAAGAACUGCCGGGCCCUGAGAGCCAAGCCUAAGGUGUACAUCGUGCAGGCUUGUCGAGGAGAACAAAGGGACCCUGGUGAACCAGUCGCUGGAGGGGAUCUUGUGAUGAUCACAGAAAAUACUCCUGAAACCAUCCCAACGUACACAGACACCCUCCAUGUCUUCUCCACCAUAGAGGGGUACAUUGCCUACAGACACGACCAGGAGGGCUCCUACUUCAUCCAGACUCUGGUUGAUGUGUUCGUCAAUAAGAGAGGACCCAUCCUGGAGCUUCUGACAGAGGUGACCCGGAGGAUGGCAGAAGCAGAGAUGAUUCAAGAAGGGGAAGCAAGGAAAGUGAAUCCUGAAAUCCAAAGCACUCUUCGGAAACGACUCUAUCUGCAGUAG
This is a messenger RNA of Dama dama (fallow deer), 729 nucleotides long. RefSeq names its product caspase 14 (gene CASP14). The coding region runs from base 1 to 729 and encodes 242 amino acids. Gene Ontology annotation, biological process: proteolysis. The transcript has 6 exons. The record is from RefSeq and is a predicted model, not a curated record. Lineage: Eukaryota; Metazoa; Chordata; Mammalia; Artiodactyla; Cervidae. Gene Ontology annotation, molecular function: cysteine-type endopeptidase activity.